CCCCCCUCCCCCACACCCAUUGCAUCACCAAUCAUGGGGGAUUCUUCAACAUCAUACAUACACAUGGUGCAGCAUCUGAUAGAAAAGUGUUUGAUCUUCAACAUGACGAAAGAAGAGUGCAUGGAAGCACUGUCAAAGCAUGCAAACAUCAAACCUGUCAUCACUUCCACUGUUUGGAAUGAGCUUGAAAAGGAAAACAAGGAAUUCUUUGAAGCCUAUGCACAAUCUCAGAGCAAAAAAGACCGAAUGUCCGAGGAAGAGACAAGUCGGAUGAUCCAGAAGAUGAUCUCGGAUUCCUCUAAUAAAGAUCCCGACGAAUAAAUCGGUCCGAUCCGGGGUUUAAAUAACGGCCACUACACAAUAUUCCGGUCAACACUUCCCUAUUUCAACCCUUUUCAUUAUCGAUAUUCAACGGAUUCAACUCCGAUGAACCUUAUCAUAUAUGUUUCGACCAAAAACACAUCCACUCCGACUGUAAU
Hibiscus syriacus is the source of this 479-nucleotide messenger RNA. RefSeq lists its product as uncharacterized. The coding region runs from base 34 to 321 and encodes 95 amino acids. NCBI's taxonomy places the organism in Eukaryota, Viridiplantae, Streptophyta, Magnoliopsida, Malvales, Malvaceae. The record is from RefSeq and is a predicted model, not a curated record. The transcript has 3 exons.